UCUUGGCUUCAUCACUGGUUCUAAACUGGGUCCUUCCUGUGCCCUCUAUCCCUGUGGCAGAAGUGCUGCCGAUAUAAAAAGCAAACUGCAGCUCAACUAGCCAUAGUGGGGGAGUGAAGAGCAGGGGGGACCAUGGAUUUCAUGAGCAUUCAGCAGUUGAUAAGUGAUGAGAGAGCUGAGGGCAAAGUUCCAGGGAUCAGACAUGGAGUCCCUGAUCCUGGAGGCUGGAGAGGUGACCCAAGACUAGGUCCUCUCUGGACUGUGGCUUUGGAGAAACAAAAGUUAGUGGAAGAAAAAAGGAAGAAGCUCGAGACUUUUAACAAUUCCAGGGUGAAGCUUGAGAGUCUAGAUGACUUGGAGAAUUUGGUACGGAAACGAAAAGAAAAGCGCCUAAAACGGAGGGUCCCCCCUAGGGUGCCAGGUCCCCCAGUUCAGCUGCAGCUCCUGUCCCAGCAGCAGCCUGUAGACCUCGAGACAUUUCUGAAGGCAGCUGUUGAAAACCAAGAGCUCCUGAUUGACAAGUACCUGGCAGACGGUGGUGACCCUGAUGCCCAUGACAUGUUUCAUCGAACAGCCUUGCACUGGGCAAGCCUGAAGGGUCAUAGCCAGAUUGUGGACAAACUACUGGAGGCAGGUGCCACAGUGGAUGCUCGAGACAUGUUGGACAGGACACCUUUGUUCUGGGCCUGCCGUGGAGGACACCUAAACAUCCUUAAAAAGCUGCUCAACCAAGGGGCUAAAGUCAAUGCCCGGGACAAGAUCUGGAGUACACCCUUGCACGUGGUUGUUCGGACAGGACACUGUGACUGCCUUGAACACCUUAUUGCUUGUGGGGCCCAGAUUGAUAAACAAGAUAAGGAGGGAGAUACAGCCUUACAUGAGGCAGUACGGCAUGGCCGUUACAAGGCCAUGAAGAUAUUGCUGCUCUAUGGGGCCUCGCUGGGUGUUCAAAAUGCUGAGGCAAUGACACCUGUACAACUAGCACGAGAUUGGCAGAGAGGCAUCCAGGAAACACUACGGGCCUAUGUCGGGCAUCCCCGAACUCGUUGCUGAAGACACAAAACCAUGUAGAUGCUCCUACCAUUCCAUCCCCUUCCCUUUGGUCCCUUUUCUACUAGUUAUGGGUGGUUCCCUGGCCAUAAAUUGGGAUGUUCCCAAGUCUAAUCCCUUAUCCUAUUGGGCAUUUAUCUGUUUCCACCUCCCUCCCCAAUUCCUAGGGAUCUAUAUAGAAGUCCAGAUUAUUUAUUUUGCCCUUGAAUUAACCCUGGUAGCUACCUCAAUGAAAAAAAAAAUCCCAUUAAGAGAAAGCAAGGUCAGGAUUAAGGAUGGACUUUACAAAUAGCUCUAAGAGGUGUCCUGUUUGGUUUAAACCAAUCAGACAGUAAUUUCUCUAGAGGGUAGGAGAGAAGAAACUCAAGUUUGUGGGUGGUAACAGUGAAGUGAAUGAGGGUAAGGUUUAAGAUACUCACAAAGGUAAAGUUAGGGCUAGUGAAGAUUAGGGAGAUGGAAAUUAUUUGGUGGUGGAUCAACUGUGGUCCCACAAAAGCUGUUCAGAAGCAUCAGAACCAGAGUUGCUCUUUAGCUGGUGGCUGAUCUCAAUUCUGUAGCAAUUUCUCUAGGGACUCUUCCUCAGCAGCAGCAACCCUGAUGGUGAUGGGGUGUGGCCCCACUAGAAAGUUCCAGUCUUAGGGAUUCAUGAGUUGGUGGUUGUGACCUCAGCAGAGCUUUAGUAUGCUCUGGGGGGCUUUUUCAUUCUGUCUGUAAAACCCUGGGUCCAUAACCAACUCUAGUUGUUCCAGAUUCCCCCAAGACUGACAAAUUAGAGUAUCUUCCCAGGGGAGUCAUUCCCCUUGAGCUUUGAUCAGAACUUCUGAGAUUUACUUCAAUUUCCAUUCUCACUAGGGCCUGCUCAGUAUUGUGUGGUCUCUUGCUCUGUGGUUAUGUGUGGCUCACCCUGGAUACUUAGGAUGGUGACCUGUACUUGUAAGGGUUGAGGCUACCCUGUGUAAUACAGCAGGUAGGACUUCAGUCCUAGAGAUUUCCAUGGUUUUGAUGCCACCUCUCUUUCCUGCUUGUCAAAGAAGAAAAUGUGCCUGGUGUCUGAGCAAAGUUUAGGUCCUUGGGCUUCCUUGUGCCAAGGCACAGGAGAAAAGGCUGCAGAAGGGAUGGCGGAACUGAGUAUAUAUAAUGCAUUCUGGAUACUUCCUCCAUAUAUUUUUGUACACUGAAAAUGAUUAACUGAGACUUUUUUCUUUUUAUAUUGCCUUUCUUAGUGGAUCCUGGUAGAUGGAAUCCUAAGACAAGUUUCUACUAUCCUUCCCUAGACUAAGGUUUCUGCUUUUUGCUAUUAGUCCAGUACUGCUGGUCAGGCUGAGAUCUUAGCACUGGCAGAGCCCUCCUUAUCUUCAAAAACUUUGCCUUGGGCCCACUGACAGAAGAAUAUAAGGGGAAACAGUGGUGGAAGCCCAAAGAAGGGCAGGCCCACUCCCUUAGCCUGUUAUGGGCUGUGCAAGUUCCCUGGGCCAGGCCUAAAUUGAAGGCCUGGAUUACAUAUUCUUAACAUGACAAGUGCCAUUGUGGCAGCUAAUAAUCCCUUUUAGGGUCCCACUUCCCUUGAGUUUUGAGGCUACAGUGUCCUCCAUGCUCCAUAAGAGCAAUAGACAAAGCCCACCCCCUUGGGCUGAGGCUUCAACUCACCAGCAGCAGCUUGGCCUUGCUUUCUAGGCUACAUAGCCUGUCAGGCUGGUACCAGAGGGAAGAAGCUGUUACAUGAUUAUGGUAGUGACUACUCCAAAGUCAGAAAAUGGAAAAAUGCAGUAAGAGCAAAUGAAACAUUUUUAUAUGGAUCAAUUUGUUGUUGUUAUUCAUUAAAACUGAUUCUCUUUCGUA
This is a messenger RNA of Monodelphis domestica (gray short-tailed opossum), 2889 nucleotides long. RefSeq names its product ankyrin repeat domain 23 (gene ANKRD23). Gene Ontology annotation, cellular component: nucleus. Gene Ontology annotation, biological process: regulation of transcription by RNA polymerase II. Gene Ontology annotation, molecular function: RNA polymerase II-specific DNA-binding transcription factor binding. The record is from RefSeq and is a predicted model, not a curated record. NCBI's taxonomy places the organism in Eukaryota, Metazoa, Chordata, Mammalia, Didelphimorphia, Didelphidae.